This is a messenger RNA of Acanthosepion pharaonis, 1248 nucleotides long. The record is from the annotation of a GenBank genome assembly. NCBI's taxonomy places the organism in Eukaryota, Metazoa, Mollusca, Cephalopoda, Sepiida, Sepiidae.
AUGGCACCUGCCGCAGGGGAUCUCACACUUGCCUCGCUUGAUUACUCGGCCUGCUCAAUGAAGGUCUCCACUAAUUACAGAAUUCAUUUACGGCCACAAAGCCCACCCCAAAACACGAAGCAAACUCAAGUAUUUAUUUUCAUUUAUGGCUACAAUUCAUUUCGGGAUCUAUCUAUCUAUCUAUCUAUCUAUCUAUCUAUCUAUCUAUCUAUCUCAAUCACAUCUAUCAUCUAUCUAUCUAUCUAUCUAUCUAUCUAUCUAUCUAUCUAUCUCAGUCUGAUAAUAUCUAUGUAUCCUUCUCAGUCUGAUCACAUCUAUCUAUCUAUCUAUCUAUCUAUCUAUCUAUCUAUCUAUCUAUCUAUUCUCAGUCAGAUCAUAUCUAUCUAUCUAUCUAUCUAUCUAUCUAUCUAUCUAUCUAUCUAUCUAUCUCAUCAGAUCACAUCUAUCUAUCUAUCUAUCUAUCUAUCUAUCUAUCUAUCUAUCUAUCUAUCUAUCUAUCUCAGUCUGAUCAUAUCUAUGUAUCCUUCUCAGUCUGAUCACAUCUAUCUAUCUAUCUAUCUAUCUAUCUAUCUAUCUAUCUAUCUAUCUCAGUCAGAUCACAUCUAUCUAUCUAUCUAUCUAUCUAUCUAUCUAUCUAUCUAUCUAUCUAUCUAUCUCAUCAGAUCACAUCUAUCUAUCUAUCUAUCUAUCUAUCUAUCUAUCUAUCUAUCUAUCUAUCUAUCUAUCUAUCUCAGUCUGAUCAUAUCUAUGUAUCCUUCUCAGUCUGAUCACACCUAUCUAUCUAUCUAUCUAUCUAUCUAUCUAUCUAUCUAUCUAUCUAUCUAUCUAUCUACAGGCAGACAUUUAGAUUUGAUAGAAAAAUCUCAAAUUUAUAAAAAUCUAUCUAUCUAUCUAUCUAUCUAUCUAUCUAUCUAUCUAUCUAUCUGUCUAUUUUAUUCUGCUUCUAUGUACUUAUUCGAUCUAUUCUAUCUAUCUAUGCGUGUUUUUUGGAUCUUUUCCACAACGUUUAAUUUCCUGACUAUCUAUCUAUCUCAGUUCGUUCAUUAUCUAUCUAUCUAUCUAUCUAUCUAUCUAUCUAUCUAUCUAUCUCAGUUCGCUCGUUAUUUAUUUAUCUAUCUCUCUCUCUCAAUUCGUUCAUUAUCUAUCUAUCUAUCUAUCUCAAUUCGCUCAUUAUCAAUGUCUAUCUAUCUCUCUCUCUCUCUCUCUCUCUCUCUCUAUAUAUAUAUAUAUAUAUAUAUAUAUAUAUAA